This is a messenger RNA of Aedes aegypti (yellow fever mosquito), 709 nucleotides long. RefSeq lists its product as uncharacterized. The annotation marks the transcript as partial. The transcript has 2 exons. The record is from RefSeq and is a predicted model, not a curated record. NCBI's taxonomy places the organism in Eukaryota, Metazoa, Arthropoda, Insecta, Diptera, Culicidae.
AUUUUACUCAUUCUAGGUGCUGUGGUUAGUAUGGUACUACUAUCCACAGUGUACAAAGCUAAUGCUCUCAAUGCAUGGCAAGCAGCCAUGCUCAAUCCGAACGUUCUCCAGAUGUUGAUGAACGGUGGUUUUGACACGCGGCAGCCGGCGCGAAUAUUCCUUCCUCCCAAGUUCUAUUCCUCGAUUCUGUACGACAGUGGCCACCGCAGCCCGGAAGAAAUAUUCCGCACUAAUGUGGAGCUCAUGAUGGAAGCCGUUUACGAUGACAGUCUCCUACUCAAGCAAAGCCCAUCAACAGCAUCAUUAUCACAAGCCGACCUGACAUCCUUAGUGGCACCAUCAGGAGCAACGUUCAAUCGACCCAACUCAAUUUCGUAUUCCGAUGGCAGCACAGGAAAUCGCAAUAAAGGAAGCGGAGCAUUGGAGAAAAAUACUGUAACAAAUUUCAAAUCGUCCUCGGCAUCAACUCCGGGGAAGACGAUGCCUUCGCCAAUCGUUUCAUAUCAGAUCCAGAGCGGCGUGCCACAAAUUGGCAGUAGAAUCCCUACUGGUGGGAAAAGACAGAACUUCGACAGCACGAGGGAUCCAGCUCAGAAGGUUGGUUUGGGUUACAAUCUGCGCUCGGCGCUUCCUGGGGAACCAGAUGUUGACUAUCCAAUUCUUGGACGCAUUCCGGAUACCAGUUUCAAGUGCCAUGGGCGACGUGAUG